UUAAAAAUGAUUUAGAGCUCAAAGAUACCAGCGAUAUAAAUCUUCAGAUACACAAAAUUAAAAAAUGUUCAGCAGAUUUGGUGGGGUUUAUGGGAGAAUAUUAUAAAUUGGAAGUGGAGGCAUUAAAUAAGGUCACCCAAGAAUCCAUAAAACGUAGCUAUUUUCUCAAAUCUUUGCCGCUAGACAAUGAACUCUAUCGCGAUGAAUGUGAACGUAAAGGUUUCUUUACCAAAGAAUCCAGCAUUUAUCAAAAUAUUUUACCAAAUAUACAAAAAUAUGCCCAGAAGCCGUUAUAUCCCAAAGCCUAUUUAACACGCCGGGAUUUAUUGGUUUUGGAGGAUUUUUCUGUGCCUGAAAAGAGCUUAAGGCAACUUCAGCCCCUUGAAGUUUAUACCGUGAAACAUUAUCAAUUGUUUUUACAACAUUUGGCGGAACUACAUGCCGCCAGUUUGGCUUGGGAGUUUAAGGAAAACGUUAAUAUUGGACAACAAUUUGAUAAAGUUUUGUAUGAGUUACAAUUGAUCAAUAGCAAUGAGUGGUAUAUAACGGGCAUAAAGGCUAUUAUAUACCUGGCCCAACAUCACCCUAAAUAUCAGUACGCCGAAGACUUGGAAUUUAUCAAUCACAAACUUUACAAUAUUCUUUUAAACAUGGAAGAUUUUACCAAACCCUCUCAAACGUUACGCAAUGUUCUGUGUCAUCGUGAUUCUUGGGAUCGUAACAUUUUCUGGGAACUUGAUGCCAGCAGUAAACCUAUAGCUUGUCGCAUAGUAGACUUCCAGCUAACACGCUACAGUCCACCAGCCAUAGAUGUUCUAUAUUUUCUAUACAACAAUUUUGAAAGUCCUCAACAAAGAUCGAAAUUAUUAAAAGAUCUUUUGCUUUACUAUCAUCAAUCUUUAAGAGAAGCAUUAAAACGUCUAGAUUUAUCCGUAGAUUUGAUAACUCAAACAGAGUUUGAUCAAGAUUGUCAACGUGCCCUUUUGCCAGUCCUAACAUUAAGAGCAAUCUGUGAGCCUUUAAUGAAGCUGCCUAAAGGUUGGUCUCAAACAAUGCGCGACACGGAACCGGCCACAUUUGAUUGUUAUAUGAAUACAGAUCGCACGGAAAUGUUUAGCAGAGUAUCAGCUAUAGAUUCAAGUUAUAUGGAUAAAGUUUUAUUGCCAGUACAGGAAUUAUUGGAAUAUUUUGAAUUUAAACCCAAAUAAAU
Calliphora vicina (urban bluebottle blowfly) is the source of this 1210-nucleotide messenger RNA. RefSeq lists its product as uncharacterized. The transcript is spliced from 3 exons. The coding region runs from base 90 to 1208 and encodes 372 amino acids. The record is from RefSeq and is a predicted model, not a curated record. NCBI's taxonomy places the organism in Eukaryota, Metazoa, Arthropoda, Insecta, Diptera, Calliphoridae.